Molecule: messenger RNA, 1191 nt
Organism: Macroventuria anomochaeta
Lineage: Eukaryota; Fungi; Ascomycota; Dothideomycetes; Pleosporales; Didymellaceae
Product: shikimate dehydrogenase substrate binding domain-containing protein
Exons: 2
Coding region: 238-1191 (317 amino acids)
Biological process (GO): shikimate metabolic process; chorismate biosynthetic process
Molecular function (GO): shikimate 3-dehydrogenase (NADP+) activity
Source: RefSeq, a predicted model, not a curated record
AUGGGAAGAUCCUUUACCCGCAGUCCCCAGUCCUCCUCCAAACCUCUCCACAACACUCCACAAAGCGUGUAUCCGUUGGAAAAGGAAUCCGUUAGGACGUAGAGCAGAGCCUUAACAUACCCAAUUUCCAGUCAGAGCUUACUCCGUCUCUCUGCCACUCUCUCCCUGUGAAGAAUUUUGCCCACCACUGAAGCCACGCCCGCCGUUACGAGCACCGUAGUCAUUGAAACCGUCACGAUGCCGUCCACAACAACUAUACAACAGACCGUAGUGCCCGACACUUCAAGUGUGGAGCGUCAUGGGUAUUUGUUCGGCUACCCGAUCGCACAUUCCAUGUCGCCGUUGUUUCACAACACAGUGUACGCGGACCUUGGUUUGAACUGGAAUCAGUUCUACCUUGAGUCGACAGAUAUGGAGCUCUUCCUGAAGGCCAGGCAGGAUCCCAAGUUCUAUGGUGCAUCAGUGACCAUGCCACACAAGAUGGCCAUCCUCCCACACUUGGACGAAAUCACAGAAGAAGGCAGGGAGGUCGGCGCUGUUAACACACUCUUUCUCAAGGAGGACCCCGCAACAGGAAAGCGGAUAUUCUGCGGCACCAACACUGACGUCGUUGGCGUACGAGAUGCUUUCGUCUACAAUGUCAAGGAUCCCGCGGCAAUCUACGAGAACCGGCCAGCUAUGGUGGUAGGAGGUGGUGGUGCGGCCCGAAGCGCUGUCUACGCGUUAAGGAAGUGGAUGAAGGCCAGCAAAAUCUACCUUGUCAACCGGGACCGCAAUGAAGUCAAGGCAGUUAUCAACGAGUGCACAGCGAGGGGAUUCGGCGACUCCCUCAUCGACGUUUCGAGCGCCGCACAAGCUGAAGAGCUCGAGGGCGUGGGUGCAAUUGUGGCAUGUGUACCUGACUUUCCACCCAAGACACCAGAAGAGAAGGAGGCAAGGGCCGUCCUGCAGACCUUCUUGAACAAGCCACACAAGGGCGCUAUCCUGGAGAUGUGCUACCACCCCUCACCCUGGACAGAGAUUGCCGGAAUUAGUGAGAAGGCUGGCUGGCAGCUCAUCUUGGGCACAGAGGCCAUGAUCUACCAGGGUCUCGAGCAGGACAGGUACUGGACAGGGAAGCCGGUGUCUGAGCUGCCAAAGGCAAAGGUCCAGGCGGUUAUCGCGGCUAAGCUGGCUGAGGCGCGACACUAG